CAUCUUUGGUGAUCCGUGCUUUGGGACGACCAAGGAGCUCGCUGUCGCUGUCCAGUGCGUCAACGAGAACGUCAUUGGCGGCAGUGUCUCGGAAGGCUCGAUGCUCCGGCUCACGUGCCCCACCGAUCGCAUCAUCGGCGACAUUGUGUUUGCUUCGUUUGGUACGCCGACGGGCGAGUUCCUUGACUUUUCCCCCGGCGCCUGCAACGAACCCACGUCGGCGGCCACGGUCGCCACUCUUUGUACGGGCCAGAACUCGUGCGACCUCGAUGCGUACACGGGUGUAUUCGGCGACCCGUGCCCGGCCGAAGAGAAGUAUCUGAGCGUCCAGGUCAACUGCGUCGGCGCCAACACGGUCCAUGACACAGUGCAAGAAGGGUCGGAGCUCGAACUGGCGUGUCCCGCCGGCUCGAGCAUCACGUCUAUCAUCUUUGCCUCGUACGGCACGCCCAACAACUACGUCCAAGGCGCGUGCGAGGCGGUGACGUCUCUCGAAGUCGUCACCGAGUCGUGCGUCGGCCAGCCGUCGUGCCACGUGACCGCUUCGGACGAUGUGUUUGGCGACCCGUGCCCGGGAACGUUCAAGUCGCUCAGCGUCCAAGCCGAGUGCUCGGCCGGCCUCGCCCCCGGCAUCAUCCAAGCCACGGCCACCGACGGCAACGCUGUCGUGCUCUCGUGUCCGCAAGGCGAGACCAUCAGCAACAUCGGCUUUGCCUCGUACGGCACGCCGACCAACUACGAGUCGUCGAGCUGGUGUGAUGCGCCGUCGUCCGAGACCGUUGUCGCGGCGGCGUGCAUCGGGAAGAGCUACUGCAGCGUCGAGGCCAGCACCAGCGUGUUUGGCGACCCGUGCCCCGACACGGCCAAGAACCUCAACGUCCAGGCGCAGUGCUCGGACGCCAAUUGGAUCGGCGGCUCGGUGGCCGAAGGCGCUUCGCUCGCGCUGGCGUGUCCGGCCAACCAAAACAUCGUGUCGAUCGAGUACGCUUCGUACGGCACGCCGGCCGGAACGUACCCCAACUUUGUCUCGACGUGGUGCGACGCGCCGGACAGCGCCACGCAAGCUGCCGCCAUCUGCAUCGGUCACAACGCGUGCACGCUCGACGCCAACAGCGGCGUCUUUACCGACGCGUGCCCAGGUGUCGCCAAGCGGCUCUCUGUGAUUGCCGAGUGCGUGGACGCCGACCUCGUCGGCAGCUCGGCGCUGGAUGGGGCGUCGGCGACGAUCCAGUGUCCGCAAGGCGAGUACAUUGGUUCGAUUCCGUUUGCGAGUUACGGCACGCCGACGGGCGAGUUUCCCGACUACGCCGCCGACCCGACGUGCGAUGCGGCCGGUGCCGUGGCGACCAUCGGUGACCGGUGCAUCGGCGAGAAUGCGUGCUCGGUCGACGUCCACAGCGGGACGUUUGGCGACGACCCGUGUCCGGGCGCCACCAAGAAGCUCGACGUGACGGCCAAGUGUGUGCCCAACAACAUCAUCGGCACGAGUGUCGCCCAAGACAGCAGCGCGUCGUUGCAGUGCCCGGCUGGCACGUACAUCUCGGCCAUCGACUUUGCUUCGUUCGGCACGGCGACCGGCAUCUUCCCCGACUUUAGCGUCGACCCAACGUGCCACGCCGCCGACAGCAACUUUGUCGUCGGCUCGAGCUGCCUCGGCAAGAACUCGUGCACCGUGGCCGCGACCGCCGACACGUUUACUGCGGGUCCUUGCGCGGGCUCGACCAAGAGUCUGUCAAUCGUCGCCGAGUGCAUCUCGAACGACAUCAUCGGCACGUCGGUGCCGCAAGGUGCAGUGCUGCACUUGAGCUGUCCGGCCGGCAAGACGGUGCAGUCGAUCGACUUUGCGUCGUUUGGUAAUCCCACCGGCCACGUCGGCUCGUUCGCCACCGGCUCGUGCGACGACCCGAGCUCGGUGGCCAUCGUGCAGCAGGCGUGCCUCGGACAAGACUCGUGCUCCGUGCCGGCCAACAACGUGUUUACGGACAACUGCUACGGCGUGCAAAAGCACCUCACGGUGCAGGCCACGUGCGCGACGCCGCCGCCGGACCCGCAGAUCAUUGGCGGGUCGGUGCCCGAGCAUGGUACGCUGGAGCUCUCGUGUCCGGCGGGUCAGGCCAUCGACGCCGUCUUGUACGCGUCGUACGGUCUCUCGGGCGGCGCGUUCCCCCGCUUUGUCAACGACUGGUGCACGUCGCCGUACUCGGAGCCCGUCGUCGAGUUUCUCUGCCUUGGUCAGACGUCGUGCUCCGUGCCGGCCGAGAGCGCUGCCUUCAGUAACCCGUGCGUCGACACGGACAAGACGCUGAGUGUCACUGCCCACUGCAAGGACGCGGCGCCGGUGAUCGUGACGCCGCCCAACCCGGACCCGACCAUCAUCAGCGCGACUGCCACGGACGGCAACACGCUCUCUCUGCAGUGUCCCAACAACUUUGUCGUCGGACCGGUGCUCUUUGCCUCGUACGGCACGUCGGCGGUGCAGUCGGGUGUCAACACGGUCAGCUGGUGCCACGCGCCGUUGUCGGGUCCUGCCGUUCAGGACGCGUGCACCGGCCAGAACGCGUGCUCGAUCGACGUCUCUCCCCAGUAC
Molecule: messenger RNA, 2587 nt
Organism: Saprolegnia diclina VS20
Lineage: Eukaryota; Oomycota; Saprolegniomycetes; Saprolegniales; Saprolegniaceae
Exons: 6
Molecular function (GO): carbohydrate binding
Source: RefSeq, a predicted model, not a curated record